CAAAAAAUGGAUAACAUAGUAAUAGAAAGCAAUUCAUCAGAGUCAUUCAAACCGUUCAAUUUCCUAAAUGAUUUCUUAAUCUCUUGCAAAAGAUUGAACAGCAAUAAUGAUGCAUCUCGCCCCGGAAUUAAAAAAGACAAUCUGGAUUAUUUGAAAGAAAUUAUUUCAAAAUUUGGUGGUUGACCAGUUGUAGAAGGCGAUAAAUGGAACAAAACGAAUGACAACUGGACCAAUUUUAUGGAUGAAGCAAAGAACACUGAUUUUAUUAAUUAUCAUUUUUAUGGGUUACGUAGUCGAUCAUUAAUGAACUAUACAAUAGUAUUUGUAAGUAUCAAUCGCGACUGAACACAAGGGAAACGUAAGGUCUUGUUUUCAUUUUGCCAUUCUAUUUAACAGAUUCAACCUAUGGACUCUGAGUUCUUAGAGGACAGUACGCCAGAUAAGCUCAUGGAAAUGAUGGUUGCUUACCAAAAUUUUAUGGUCGAUACUGCAAAUCUUUUGGGGGCGAAUAAAACACAAGCUGAGCAAGAUUUGACACCAUUGCUGUCCUUUGAAAUACAACUUACAUACGUAAGCAUGCAAAAUAUUGCGUCAGUAUCAAUUGAUAAAAAUAAUUCAAUUGAAUUGUCAGUAAAGGAAGUAAUAGAAAAGUGGCCAAGCAUUGAUUGGACUAAAUUCUUCAAUGCACAAUCCAAUUUGCCUUUCGACAUUACUAAUGAAACAACAAUAAUUAUAGUAAAUACUUUUGACGUAACAAGUUUGGAGGAACUUGUGAACAAUACUCCCGCAAGAGUGCGAGCCAAUUAUGCGAUGUGGAAGACGAUUCAGAAAUUGAUUCCGAUGGUCGAGUCAGCGUCUCUAUCUCGAUUAAUGCAGAUUUAUAAUAAAAUUAAGGACCCAUCAUAUGUUCAUAAGCCAGUUAAAUGUUAUGAUGAACUUGAAAAGAAUUUUCCAGAACUCAUGAUCGCUUUUUAUGGGCGAAAAUACCCAAUUAACAGACUUGCUAAAAUUCACAUUCAUCAGUUUAUUUCAUACAUAGAACAACAAUUCUUCGAUACUCUGAAUAGCACAAAGUGGUUAGAUAUGAAAACAAGAGAUGAACUAUUCAAGAGACUAAAAUCUGUAAAGAUUAUUACUGGCUACCCUGACGAAAUUAUGGAUGAUAGGAAAUUAAAAGAAUACUUCCAAGGACUCAAUAUAACUAAAGAUGAUUUUCUGAAAAAUGUAGUAAAUCAAAAAAUAUUUAAUGAAAAAAAACUUUUUACUUUAAAUCAUAAAUCACAAAACUCAAGUGGGUUUAUGGAUAAUUUUUUCAAGUUUACUUUAUUUACAGUUGAUGCUUUUUUUAAUAAUAAUACGAAAUCAAUAGUUCUAGGUGUCGAAUCGAUCAGGAACUUGUUCUUCAGUAUCCAUCGUCUUUAUUAUUUAAAUAUUGCCUUGCUCGGAGACAAACUUGCUCACGAAAUAGGGCAUUCUAUCGACUACUCUUACAUAGAUGCUUUCAACUCCAAAGUUAACAAUAGUAAAUGGAGUGAAUUGUCGAAGCAAAAAUAUCAUGAUACACGAGAGUGUAUUGCGCAGCAGUACAGCAAUUAUUCUAGUAAAGUAACUGGAAAAAAAGUAAAUGGCGGGUACUUUCUUAUGGAAAACGUUGCUGACAAUAUUGGUGUCCAAGUUGCUUAUUUGGCCUAUCAAGACUGGCUCAAAACACAUGGACCUCAAGCAACUUUCUCUAGCUUGCCGUACAACUCAAAUCAAUUGUUUUGGUUAUCAUUCGCAAAUCAAUGGUGCUCGCCGAAAUCGUUAUUGCAAAACUGGGAUCCAACCGAUAUUCAUCCUUCGUAUGAUCAUCGUGUUAUUACGCCGCUUUUUAACAGUCCAGAAUUUUCAAAAGAUUUCAAUUGUCCCUUGGGAUCCAACAUGAAUCCAAUAAAAAAAUGUAUUGUGUUUUGAUUGAAAUUAUUAACGACUUUUCUACACUCGUCCUGGAAAUUCUUAACUUUCCGGACUACAUUACUAGAUACUAAUUUCACUGUAAUUUUUUACCAGCUUUCAUUCAAAACCUUUAAUUAAAAAAAUA
Molecule: messenger RNA, 2080 nt
Organism: Microplitis mediator
Lineage: Eukaryota; Metazoa; Arthropoda; Insecta; Hymenoptera; Braconidae
Product: neprilysin-2-like
Exons: 4
Coding region: 406-1953 (515 amino acids)
Biological process (GO): protein processing
Cellular component (GO): plasma membrane
Molecular function (GO): metalloendopeptidase activity
Source: RefSeq, a predicted model, not a curated record